This is a messenger RNA of Zophobas morio, 341 nucleotides long. RefSeq lists its product as uncharacterized. The coding region runs from base 15 to 341 and encodes 108 amino acids. NCBI's taxonomy places the organism in Eukaryota, Metazoa, Arthropoda, Insecta, Coleoptera, Tenebrionidae. The record is from RefSeq and is a predicted model, not a curated record. The transcript is spliced from 3 exons.
ACAGAAAUAUCCUGAUGAAGUUCGGGAGCAUCGUCGCUCGUCAGUUGGAAGUUUGCUACUCGACAUUCCUCAAGAACCGCCAUGCACUCGAGUCCUAUAAGCAAUCCGUGCACUCUAUUAGCGGGGCUGUUGGCCUACUGACCCUCAUCCAGGAGCUGAAGUACAAGAUGAAUCCGUGGAGCAUUCAAAUGGACCAGUUUAAGGAAAGUCAGAAGCUGCUUGAACGCCAGAGGUAUCACUUUCCUUCCGACUGGCUCUACUACGACAAUGUCGAAGGGGAAUGGGCGGCUUUCAACGAGAUACUCGGCCGGAAAGAGGCCCUUAUUCAGGCAGACUUUUGA